GAGGUAGACUUCGAAAGAGGCUUGUGGUCAGCCGCCUUGAUGGGCGAUGAUACUCGUGUGGCAUUUUUGAUCAAGCGAUAUCCCCAGCGAAUUAAUGACACCGACAAAUACGGCUACACUGCUUUGCACUACGCAGCCCGUAAUAACCGCCUGAGGACAUGUCAAAUUUUGCUACAAUCCGGAGCGGAUCUUUUUGCCCGCACGCGGUCCGACGGGGCCACAGCGGCCCACCGAGCAGCCUUUUGUGGUUGCCUCGGUGUACUUGAAGAACUGCUAAAACAUGGUGGUGAGAAGUUGGCCACGUUUACAGACAACGAGGGACGUUCUUGCCUACAUUCGUCAGCCCUCAGACAACCAGUGUUCUUUACACCUCACAUCAUCCGGGAAAUAACAAACGUUUUUAUGUCCAAAGAAAUUCGCCGCAGGGUGAUGCACAUUGAUCAAACGAAUAUUCAACAAAGCACAUCGGGCUCAUCCAAUUAG
Opisthorchis viverrini is the source of this 483-nucleotide messenger RNA. RefSeq lists its product as hypothetical. The transcript is spliced from 3 exons. The record is from RefSeq and is a predicted model, not a curated record. The coding region runs from base 40 to 483 and encodes 147 amino acids. Lineage: Eukaryota; Metazoa; Platyhelminthes; Trematoda; Opisthorchiida; Opisthorchiidae. Gene Ontology annotation, molecular function: protein binding.